Molecule: messenger RNA, 1248 nt
Organism: Penaeus indicus
Lineage: Eukaryota; Metazoa; Arthropoda; Malacostraca; Decapoda; Penaeidae
Product: GATA zinc finger domain-containing protein 14-like
Exons: 6
Coding region: 1-1248 (415 amino acids)
Cellular component (GO): extracellular matrix
Source: RefSeq, a predicted model, not a curated record
AUGGUGUUGCCAGAUAUUUGUAAGAACAUCAUCCUUAACGCUGUGUUACGGAAUAAAAGAAUAAAACUGGCAUUGGCGAUAUUACUGUGUGUGGGCGCUGUCACACGGGUGGGAGCGCAGGAUGGCUCCUAUAUGCUGGAUUCGCGAGGCGUGGAGGUGGAGCAGGGACUCCAGCCUUCCCCAGAACUCUUCCAGAACCACCAGGCCUUCUCCCAAGCCUUCAAAGAACGCUCAGAAGAGAUGGCCCUGCAAUACAGUCUUGGCCAAGUCGAAUACAACGAUCCAAACCCGGAGUACGCUUGGGCUUACGAGGUCGACGCCAAAUCCACCGGGGACAUGAAGUCUGCCCGAGAGGAACGUCGAGGUGAUGUGGUGGUGGGUCAGUACUCGGUCAUGGACCCCGACGGGUCUCUGCGUGUGGUCGACUAUUCGGUGGCUCCCGGCACAGGCUUCCAGGCCACCGUCCGCAAGGAGUACACGGGCGAGGCUUUCCAGGGACAGGAGCAGAGACUGCAGGCUCAGGCCAAGCAGUACAGUGCUAUCCAACAGGGAAGCAACUACCAACAGAACCGCAACCAGUACCAGCAGAACAGUGGCCAGUACUCCCAGAACUACAAUGAGUACCAACAAAAUCGCCAGUACCAGCAGAACCGUGGCCAGUAUCCACAGAACCGCAACCAGUACCAAGAGAACCGUGGCCAGUACUCACAGAUCUACAAUCAAAACCAACAGAACCGUAACCAGUACCAGUACUCACAAAAUCGCAACCAGAACCUGGAAAAUAGGAGACAAUAUUCUCAGAACCGCAAUCAGUAUCAACAAAACCGCAAUCAGUACUCCCAGUACAACAACGAGUACCAACAGAACCGCUAUCAGAACCAGCAGAACAACGAGUACCAGCUAAACCCUAUUCAGUAUACUCGGAACCUCAACGAGUACCAACAGGACCGCAAUCAAACCAACCGCAACCAGUACCAACAGAACUAUGACCAAAGCCUUUCCAACCGCAACGACGUCAGGUACAACUUCCAGCGUUAUGGAACCAACCGCUUCACUCAGAACCUGAACCGUCCUUCGCCCAGCCUCUACAGCCAGAACCAAAACUACCUUCUGACCCGCUAUAGAUCCGGUUCUCCGAACCAGUACAACAACCGCGUCUACAACCAGUACAGCGCCCAAGUGAACAGGAACCAGCAGAACCAAGGUUACUCUCCCGUCAGCGUGGUUCUCGCUUCCUCAAGGAACUAA